Molecule: messenger RNA, 3040 nt
Organism: Coffea eugenioides
Lineage: Eukaryota; Viridiplantae; Streptophyta; Magnoliopsida; Gentianales; Rubiaceae
Product: probable transmembrane GTPase FZO-like, chloroplastic
Exons: 11
Coding region: 134-2926 (930 amino acids)
Biological process (GO): thylakoid membrane organization
Cellular component (GO): chloroplast membrane
Molecular function (GO): GTP binding
Source: RefSeq, a predicted model, not a curated record
CACUCACCUUAGCUCUCUCAGCCUCAGAAAACUCCUUCUUGUUUCCCUCCCACCAUUACUCUCCACCACUCAAUUCUCCUCUCCGCCACCGACUCCCGACGCCCCUCUCUCUACCAGCAACCUCCCCUUCUCUAUGGUAUCAUUAACACCUCACGUUCCCAGCACCCUUUCCCGACCACCACCCCCAUCACAUCCCCUGUUUUUGUGUAAUCCCAAGCUCCCGAGCCACCUCUGGCUUACUCGCGGCUCCAGUUUGCCCCUAACUUCUCCGGUGAAGAGAAACAUCACUACUAGUACUGCUUUUCCUUUCAUUUCGAGCUCUCUUAGCCAGCAGCAGCCCAGAACUUUAUUUCCGGGCGGAUACAAGCGGCCUGAGAUUAGAGUACCCAAUGUGGUGCUCCUCUUGAGCUCCCACGAGGUCUUCGAGGAGGAUAAAACAAGGGGCGUCCUUGAUGUUCUUGAUAAGGCCAUCGCUAGUUCGGUGGUUGGCAUCGUGGUGCUCAGGGGCGGCGGAGCAAGAGGUGGUAAGUUGCUGUACGAGGCUGCUUGUGUGUUGAAGUCAGUGAUCAAGGACCGAGCUUACUUGCUUAUUGAGGAGCGUGUUGAUAUUGCAGCCGCCGUCAAUGCCAGUGGAGUUUUGCUUUCUGAUCAAGGUCUUCCUGCAAUAGUGGCAAGGAAUACGAUGAUAGAUUCAAAAUCUGAAUCGGUAGUUCUUCCUUUGGUUGCCAGGACUGUUGAGACUCCCAGUGCUGCUUUAGAUGCAUCAACUUCUGAAGGUGCCGACUUUCUUAUAUACACCAUUUGUGGAGAUACCCAUAAGGAGGAUCUGGUGUCAUCUUUGUUUCAGCGUGUCAGGAUUCCUACUUUUAUCAUGGUUGAUUCACUUGUGGAUGAGAAGUCAUUUCAUGAAGCUUUGAAUUUAGUCAAAUCUGGAGCAAGUGGAUUAGUAGUUUCAUUGCCUGAUUUAAAGCUGCUUGGCAGUGAUGAUUCAAACAAAUUAUAUGAAAGUCUAUAUGUACUUAGCAAGAGAAUGGACGGCAAGGUUCAAAAAUCUGAUGAGAUGAAUAUGUUGGAUGUAGACAAUGGUAGUUCUCCAAAGGUAGGGGUGGCUGGUUUUGCAAAAUUAGAGGAGAGAGAGAGACAGUUGGUGGAAACAGAAAGAUCACUUCUGCUCGAUGCAAGAGAUGUCAUCCAACAAGCUGCACCACUGAUGGAGGAAGUGUCUCUUCUCAUGGAUGCAGUUUCUCAACUGGACGAACCAUUUUUGCUGGUCAUAGUGGGAGAAUUCAACUCUGGGAAAUCAACAGUCAUAAAUGCUCUUUUAGGAGAAAAAUAUCUGUCAGAUGGGGUUGUUCCUACCACCAAUGAGAUUACUUUUUUACGCUAUUCUAAAGAAGAUGUUCAUCACCAACAUCGCUGUGAAAGACAUCCAGAUGGUCAAAUUUUGUGCUAUCUCCCUGCUCCAAUCCUCAAAGAUAUGAUUAUUGUUGAUACUCCUGGAACAAAUGUGAUACUUCAAAGGCAACAGCGGCUUACUGAGGAAUUUGUGCCACGUGCAGAUUUAAUAUUGUUUGUUAUGUCUGCUGAUCGGCCACUGACAGAGAGUGAGGUUACUUUUCUUCGUUACACUCAGCAGUGGAAGAAAAAGGUUGUGUUUGUGCUCAAUAAAUCCGAUCUUUAUCAGAACACUAGUGAGCUUCAGGAAGCUAUUUCAUUUAUAGAAGAAAAUGCACGGAAGUUGCUUAAUACUGAAAUUAUAACAUUAUAUCCUGUGUCUGCACGCUGUGCUCUUGAAGCAAAGUUAUCUGCUGCCUCAAAUGUUAGUGAGCUUGGUGAACUGUACAAGACAAGUUCUCAUUGGAAAAUCAGUAGCUUCUUCGAAUUUGAAGAUUACUUGUACAGCUUUUUGGAUGGUACAACAAGUACAGGGAUUGAACGGAUAAAGCUUAAGCUUGGAACACCGCUUGGGAUAGCAGAGCAGUUACUGUCUUCUUGUCAAAAGCUUGUGAGAGAAGAGUACCAGAGAGUGAAACUGGACUUGGCAUCAUUGAAUAACAUUGUUGAUGGGGUGAAAGACUAUGCACAUAAGAUGAAAAGUGAGAGCACUGCUUGGGAGAGACAAUUAUUGUCUCUGGUUAAUUCUGCACAAGAACGUGCUAUCAAGCUUUUAGAAUCAACUCUGCAGUUAUCAAAUCUUGAUAUUGUGACCUCAUAUGUUUUCAAGGGAGGGAAUUCUGCUCCUAUGCCUGUGACCUCCACUGUCCAAAAUGACAUCAUUGGGCCAGCAGCUUCUCAAGCAAAAAAUAUUGUUGGGGAAUAUAUGAUAUGGUUACAGUCAAGCAAUGCUCGUGAAGGAAGAGUUUAUAAAGAAGCUUUGGCACAAAGAUGGUCUUCAUUAGUUGAUCCACACCAGGUACAACUUCACAAAACUGACUUACUUGGGGAAAGAGGCGAAUUGAGUGUCAAAGUGCUGGAAGAUUUCAGUGCAUCUGCUGCUUCCAAACUGUUUGAGCAAGAAAUUCGCGAAGUGUUCCUGGGUACUUUUGGUGGACUAGGAGCAGCUGGUUUAUCUGCAUCACUUCUGACAUCCGUACUACCAACAACACUCGAAGAUCUCCUUGCUUUAGGCCUAUGUUCUGCUGGCGGCUUGUUAGCAAUAUCCAACUUUCCCGCACGCAAGCGACUGGUCGUGGAUAAAGUGAAGAGGGCUGGAGAUGCAUUAGCUCGUGAACUUGAAGGGGCAAUGCAGAAGGACCUUUUAGAGACAAUUAAUAAUCUGGAGAAGUAUGUAAGAUUUGUGGGCGAGCCAUACCAAGAUGUAAUGCAGCAUAGACUGGACGAACUCGCUGGCACUUCGGACGAGUUAAUACAGAUUGAGAAAAAACUUCAGACAUUAAGAAUUGAGAUUGAAAAUCUCCAUGUAUGAUGAUACUCGGGAACUUUGAAUUAAUUUUUGUUCUUGAAUGGUUGGUAUUUUUUUUUCUCAGAAGUGAUGCGGCUGUGUGCAAGCAGUUGCAAUUGCAAAUUCGCAUUUUCUGAA